Molecule: messenger RNA, 1875 nt
Organism: Closterium sp. NIES-65
Lineage: Eukaryota; Viridiplantae; Streptophyta; Zygnematophyceae; Desmidiales; Closteriaceae
Source: the annotation of a GenBank genome assembly
AUGUCACGGCGUUCGUCCCAAGUUCUUCACUCCGCCGUAGCCCCACUUGGCCUAACCCUGCUGACCCUCCCGCUCCUCCUGCUCCUCGCCCUCGUCGUAUCGCCGCUGCUUCCCGCCGCUGCCGCCGCCGCCGGAACUGCAGACGGCUCGGGGCGCACCAACAUCAUGGCGGCGGGCCAAUCAUCUCUCGAUAGCAGCACAUCGCUUGGCGUGAGCACCGAUCUCGGUAUGGCAACGGAGCUGGGCGGUGGUGGCUCCCAACUAUCCGUAAAGACCGCGUCUGCCGCCGACGGCUCUGAUCGCACGAUCGGUCUUAUGGCGAUGACGGCAGCGGCCGGCAAGGGUACUACGGGGACUGGGGGGAGCAAAGCAACGGGAACCGGUGCGCGGAAGGUGCCGGAAAUCGGGACGGGCGCGGGGAAAGGCACGAAAACGGGCGCGGGGAAAGGCACGGGGACGGGCACGGGGAAGGGUACGGGGACGGGCGCGGGGAAGGGUACGGGGACGGGCGCAGGGAAGGGUACGGGGACGGGCGCAGGGAAGGGUACGGGGACGGGCGCAGGGAAGGGUACGGGGACGGGCGCAGGGAAGGGUACGGGGACGGGCGCGGGGAAGGGUACGGGAACGGGCGCGGGGAAGGGUACGGGAACGGGCGCUGGGAAAGGUACGGGGACAGGCGCAGGGACAGGCGCGGGGACAGGUACGGGGGCUGGCGCGGGGACAGGUACAGGAACAGGCGCGGGGAAAGGUACGGGGACAGGCGCGGGGAAAGGUACGGGGACAGGCGCGGGGAAAGGUACGGGGACAGGCGCGGGGAAAGGUACGGGGACAGGCGCGGGGAAAGGUACGGGGACAGGCGCGGGGAAAGGUACGGGGACAGGCGCGGGGGGAGGUACGGGAACAGGCACGGGAGGGGGAACGGGGACAGGCGCAGGGGGGGGUACGGGAACGGGAACGGGAAGCCUUGCAGGCAAGGGGAAGGGGAAAGGAGGGGGGAAGUCAAGGGGCUCCGGAUCUGGCUCGGGAAAGGGAACAGGUACGGGUGGAGGCUCGGGAACAGGUUCGGGAACGGACGCUGGAUCUAAAUCGGGGAGGUCGUCGGGGGAUGGCGGAGAUGUGAUCCGCGGAGGGGGAAGUGGAGCGGGGAGCGGGACGGGGAGCGGGGGGGACACUGGUGGCCAUACCGGUAGCGGGGGAACGGGGAGUCAGACCGGCGGAGGGCAAGCGAGUGGAGGAGGCGGAAGUCAAAACGGAGGAGGAGCGGGCUCCGGAGGCGGAGCUUCAGGCGGCGCUUCAGGCGGAGGGUCAGGUGGAGGGUCAGGCGGAGGGUCAGGCGGAACGCCAGGUGGAGCGUCGGGGCCCAUCCUGACUGUGGAGCAGGAGGCAACGCUGGCGAAAGUGAACGAGGUUUUGUCGUUUCUGUACGAGAGGAAAUUCUCGGGGGUUGCUACAGGCAUCCGAAUGAGCGGUAUGAAUGAGACGCUGAUGAAUACACUCCUCACCAAGAAUGUUACGAUCUUUGCGCCAACCAAUGGAGCGUAUUUCCGCAUGCCCAAGAAUACGCGCUUUGGAGGGCUGCAAAGGAAGAAGAGUAUUCUCUGGCAGGUGAUGGCCUAUCACGUGCUGCCACGUCGGAUGGAACUCGAGGACAUCAAGGCCCUUGGUAAUGGAUUUCAGUUGGAAACGCUUGAUAAACUACCGCUGAAGAAGAAUCAGACGGACUACUGGUUGAAGCUAUACAGGAUGGAGGACACAGAAGGAGCGCGCGUCCUCAUCGGCAACAUGUACUCGAGCCCAUCGAUUGUCGUCCACGCGGUCGAUACCGUGCUGCUCCCAUCCAGGGUCAGAAACAACGGCACGUGGACCCCGGUGUAG